Prorocentrum cordatum is the source of this 180-nucleotide messenger RNA. Lineage: Eukaryota; Dinophyceae; Prorocentrales; Prorocentraceae. The record is from the annotation of a GenBank genome assembly.
GAGUUGCUCGCCCAGCCAAGCGACGACCGGCUGUGGGCGGCAGACUUGCCGCCCGUGGACGACCUGUCGGCCGGGGAGGUGGGCGCCGCCCUGGACAGCCUGAUCGGGAAGGUCCUGUCCUCUCAGGGGUGCUGUUUAGCGUCGAAGUUGUUGUCCGCGCAGCUUGUGCGGUUUUCAUGA